AUGGAAGAAGUGAAGCCUAACAACACAAUUUCCGAGCCUUUGGCUGCACCACAAAUCCCACAAGAAGCAGUUGCGAUGGAUGAGGAAACCCCGCAACCGAUGAUUUCUGAAAAUCCAGUGGACAAGAAAGAAGAAAAAGAGGAGAAAGUGGUAGAGAAAAAAGAAGAGCUUCCGACGAGAGUUGGCGAGGCCCGUCUUAAAAUAUACCCGAUCACCAAUUAUAAGAUUAUCACACAACCAGACACAUCGAAAAUCAAGUUACAGUCAUCACACCAUCGAAUGGACGUGUUACGCGAGUUUGUAGAGAAAAACCACGUCUCACGCGUCUGUGUCUAUGGCGUCAUCUUAGUCAAUAACAUGGGAUUUCCAUGUCUUUUAACACUCCAACCCUCCAAAGGAUCAACAGCGACUGCAGAGAGUCAAUUAAUAGGCGGGAAAUUGAAAGUGGGAGAGGACGACCCGGUAGAGGGUUUGAAGCGCAAAAUGCGGGACAAGUUGAAUCUCGAGUAUGGCAUUCACUACGACAUCGGAGAGUUACUUGGCGUGUUCUAUCGAAUCAAUUACGACAAGUAUUUAUACCCAUACAUCCCUCCACACGUCACUCUUCCUAAAGAGAUCAUUAAAGUGUAUAUGAUCCACAUGAAGGAGUCCUGUAAAUUCGGGGUCUUAGAUUCGGUCUCCUUGAACUCCUUACCACUCUAUGACUUACUCAACAACACCGACCUUUUCGAUGUGGUCCUUUGUAAUAUCCCAACUUUAAUCUCUAGAUAUAUUCUAGUUAAUGGAUGA
Entamoeba invadens IP1 is the source of this 789-nucleotide messenger RNA. RefSeq names its product Cleavage and polyadenylation specificity factor subunit, putative. The record is from RefSeq and is a predicted model, not a curated record. Bases 1 to 789 code for a protein of 262 amino acids. The transcript has a single exon. Gene Ontology annotation, molecular function: mRNA binding. Gene Ontology annotation, cellular component: mRNA cleavage factor complex. NCBI's taxonomy places the organism in Eukaryota, Evosea, Mastigamoebida, Endamoebidae.